AAGCCAGACAAUACCGAUCCAACUCUCGGUCUUACUUUAUCAACUAAACCCCUGGAGUCAGGCCAUGGAAACAGGCGCUCACUGCCCUGUUCAUUCGCCUUGAGUAAAACUAUUUCCGAUCAUAUCGAUCGUGAUGGUUCCAAUCAUUCUGGGUCGGUCGCCCUCAGUCCUUUCUCUACACGCGGCCCACUAACUCACAGUCAGCCGUUCACAGACUUUCCCAUACAAGCUGGCAGUCUUGACGAACUAGUGGAUGCACCAGUAUCCAACGUAGCUGUCCAACCCGGCACUUCCAAUCUAGCGAAUGACAAAGAGGUUACAUCUGUAGUUGCCGCCAAGCUCGUUCCCUUACCUCAUCUGACAAGCAAGCUGGCCGAUGUAUCCGCAACGACGUCUGCGGAUCUCAACGCUGAGUCUCCGCUCGGGCAAACUAACACUCUGCAAGUUGCUUCGUCUAGGCAAAUCGGAAAGACGAAUGAAUUGAUGGCCAACGUAAGCUGCCUUAUCUGGACUAGCUCUACCGUUGGGAAAGUUAAGUAA
Protopolystoma xenopodis is the source of this 540-nucleotide messenger RNA. NCBI's taxonomy places the organism in Eukaryota, Metazoa, Platyhelminthes, Monogenea, Polystomatidea, Polystomatidae. The record is from the annotation of a GenBank genome assembly.